GGUGAACUUGGCCUUCAUUCCUCUGCCACCCAUCGGGCGGUGCUGUUGGCAUAUCGCCAGCGAGCACUUCAGACGCACCCGGAUAAAGGCGGUUCACAUGAUGCCUACGUCAAAGUGAGACAGGCUUUCGAGGUCUUGAGCGAUCCGCGCAGCCGCGCGGAAUACGAUGCGGAGCUACGAUGCCGUGGAGUGGAUGCAGAUCUCACGAGCGCUUCACCCCGAAGCUCUACGGGCUCAGGACCUGCUGCUGCCAGCCGCAGCAGCCGCACCUCCAAUGAGCCCUUGGCACUGACUGGGGACACUCCAUGGCAACUUGCUGCCAGGACCCUUGUCUCCAUGUUAGACUUGCCGGAGACCACCUGGGCUUCUGCCCUGGAACAGCACAGCAUGGAGGUCUUAGAGUGCUGCAAACGACAGCUGCAACGAAGCAGGGAAGCUCCGAACUUGCGUGGACAGGCUGCGCAAGAGUCCAAUACGAUGGCGGGUGAAGGGCCAGCCAUACGAGGCCUUUAUCAAACCAAACGAGGCACUUGGGAGAUCAGUCUCUCGAUCCAGCGUGUCCAAUGCGCCAUUUUCAACGUGGCGGACAUCGCUCGGGCGCAUGACUGGCACAUUGCCUUAGUGGAACUGAGACAGAAGGUGGAUGAAAAGAUGAAGCGCGGCAAGACGGACCGCGAAGCCUUUCGAGAAUCCAUCCACGAAGCCUACGAUGCGGAUCCUGAGCUGCGCCUGGUCUUGGGCUUCCGGGUCUCCAUUCGCGAGGCACGAAAGGUCAUCAAUGGCCCCUUCACCUAUCGUUUGGAGACAGCUUUGCAAUUGCGCAACCGCGUGCAACAGCUCCGGGACAUGGGCGGUGCGACCUAUGACAUUGACAAAGAGAUCCGGGAUGCGAAAGCUUAUGAGAAGAAGCAGCGGGACUUGCAGAGAGCGAGACAGGCUGCGAUGCUCCAAGAAGUAUCCACUGCCCUGGAGCAUCUCAGACGCGAGGAGCGCAAAAACAAGAUGUUGGUGCCUUUGGCCCUACCAGCACCUGAGCCCUGCGAAGCCGUGCCAGUGGCGGAUGCACCAGGCAGCGCCGCAGCGCCUUCAGCGCCAGAGCCAUCAGGGGAUGUGCGUGAGGUCGACAUGGAAUAUGCAGUGCCGAUGAAGGGUUUCUUGAGGUUCUGCCGUGGCAUGUCACUCUCCAAGCCACAACGCAAUGACCUCCUGAAGCGCGUCCAGGAUGACAUCGAUGUCCAACGCGUCAUCCGGGAGGCCAUCGUGCGGCAUUGUGGUGAUCUACGUGGAGCACCACAGCUCUCUAUCCAGGAUGGCAAAGCGCCCAAAUCCAAGCGAAAGAGCAAAGGCUCCAAUGCGUUGGUUCCCGUUGAGCCAAAGAAAGCUCGACAGGGGCGAAAGGAUUCGGGGCAGAGCUUUGAACUGUUGAACUAUCGGCCUCCGCCAGGUUCGCGGAAGAAAGGAUUGGUGGAACUCUUGCUCGAAAAGCAUGAGGGGAAGUUCUACCCUGGACUUUUGACCUUGUGUGAACUGGUCCGGGUGACCACCACCUCUCGUCGCAUCUACAGCCAUUCCGCUGCCGCCACCAAGCGCCAAUUCACCAAUUUUUGCCUGGCAGAUUUUGGACGCCACACCAUGCGCUCCAAGCGGGGUCGGGCUUUGCCGAAUGCCGGGCAUCAGCUUAGGAUGCUACAGGAGUGCCUGCGAACUAGGCGUUUCGCGCUGCACGUGAAACAUUUGGACCUGUCGUCGCUGGAAAUGGCAUCAAUCAGCAAAGAGGAGUUCCAAUACAUGCUGGGCUGUUUGCCCAACCUGGCCUCCGUUGUGUUGCCUAGUCGAGGCUGGGCAGGGACCCUGCAGUUGAGAACCUUUGUGAACAUCGCGAAGCAACUCAAGGUCAGCAUUGGUGCAUCGGCCCAUGCUGAUAUCAUCCUGCGGGGUGCGGCUAGCAGGACUCCUUUGCCGGAUGAGGGCGAUGCGCACACGGCACCAGGCCCACCAGGCCCACCAGGACCACCAGGACCACCAGGCAGACGUUCACGGACACCGGACCGCAGGGGACAGAAACGCCGAAACGAGGCUCCGUUGGCACUUCCAGCGCCGCCAAAAGUUUCAAGACGGUCGAAGGAGCCACGCUUCACGGCCGCCGCGGUCUAUCAGCCGCCCACCUUUGGCCAUUCUCCACCAGACAUCCCCGAAACGCCUGAGGCGCCCCCAGCACUGCAGGCCCUGCAGGCCCUGCAGGCCCUGCGGGGUGGUCUCCGCCGCCCCGGUCCUGCCACGCGGAGACUAACGCUGUGCGGGGUUAAGAAUGUGGAACUGAUGCGGGGUUAGGCGCGUGUCCCCCCCGGCGCGGGUCCUUAGCAAUUUUGGCUGGUGGCCCCACUUAGUAAAUGGAUG
This is a messenger RNA of Cladocopium goreaui, 2397 nucleotides long. The record is from the annotation of a GenBank genome assembly. NCBI's taxonomy places the organism in Eukaryota, Dinophyceae, Suessiales, Symbiodiniaceae.